Molecule: messenger RNA, 1686 nt
Organism: Emiliania huxleyi CCMP1516
Lineage: Eukaryota; Haptophyta; Isochrysidales; Noelaerhabdaceae
Exons: 9
Coding region: 1-1686 (561 amino acids)
Biological process (GO): translational initiation; translational termination; ribosomal subunit export from nucleus
Molecular function (GO): ATP binding; iron ion binding; ribosomal small subunit binding
Source: RefSeq, a predicted model, not a curated record
AUGGCCUACUACCGCGGCUCCGACCUGCACACCCCACCUCGCCCGUCGGCAGCUCUCUGUGUGCUGGACUCGCGCGCCUCUCUGGUACUAGGCUCCGACCUGCAAACCUACUUCACGCGCUUCUUAGAGGAGGAGCUCACCGUGGUGCACAAGCCGCAGCUCGACGGAGCGAUGGCCAAAGGCGCCGUCGGGAAGAAGGCGCGCGCGUGCGUGCUCGAAGAGAUGGGCCGCCGCCUCGAGCUCGACCACCUCCUCGAGCGAGAGGUGCACACCCUCUCCGGAGGAGAGCUGCAGCGGCUCGCCAUCGCGACAGUCGUCAUGCGCAAGGCGGGACAAGCGGACGUGUACCUCUUCGACGAGCCGUCCUCGUUCCUCGACAUCCGACAGCGCAUGACGGCGGUCGACAUCAUCCGCUCCCUGGUCUUUGACGACGCGGCGGAGGCGAGUGGCGAGGCCAACCCGUCAAAGUAUGUCGUCGUGAUCGAGCACGACCUCGCCGUCCUCGACGCCGUCUCCGACUACGUCUGCUGCCUCUACGGCGAGGCUGGCGCGUGGGGCGCCUCCACGAAGAUUGCGACCGUCCGCAACGGGAUCAACAACUUCCUUGCCGGUGUGUGCCGCCAGCCACAGCCUGACCGGCCGGUGAGCACUGGCGAGGGGUCCGACGCGGUGCUCGCUGCCGAGGGGGGCGGCGGCAGCCCGACCGCCGGCGCGCCUGCCUGUACGCCGACGGUGGGGACGGUGCAGUACCCCGGCGCGACCAAGACGCUCGUCUCCACGGACGGCGACUCGCGCUUCACGCUGCACGUCGAGCCGGGCGACUUCAAGGGGGCCGAGAUGAUCGGGAUGCUGGGCGAGAAUGGGUGCGGCAAGACCACCUUCAUGGACCUGCUGGCGGGCACCUUUGAGCGGGGCGGCGAGGAGGGGAAGGACGAGGGCGACGAGCACUCCCUCAAGGGGCUCGGCGUCGCCUACAAGCGGCAGCACUACGCGCCGCGCUUCCGCAAGUUCGCCGGCACCGUCGGCGCCCUCGCCGAGCGCGCGGGGCGGUCGGCGUGGGAGGAGACGUCCCUCACGUGUCGCUGGCGCGUGUGCCCCCCCCCAGGCGACCUUUUCGAGCGCGCGGUGCAGGGCGUGGUUGCGGACCGCUUCUACAGGCUGCUGGUGCUGCGGCCGCUGCAGCUCGAGGCGCUCGAGAGGCUCGACGUGCGAACCCUCUCCGGCGGAGAGCUGCAGCGCGUGGCCAUCGCCGUGUGCCUCGGCACGCCCGCCUCCGUCUACCUCUUCGACGAGCCGUCGGCGGGGCUCGACUGCGAGCAGCGCGUGGUGGUGUCCAAGGUGAUCCGCCGGUGGGUGGUCGAUCACAUGCGCAAGACGGCGUUCGUCAUCGAGCACGACUUUGUCAUGGCCGCCGCCCUCUCGGACCGCACCAUCGUCUUUUCGGGCAGGCCCGGCGUUGAGUGCACCGCCUCUGCGCCGCGGCCGAUGGCGGACGGUUUCAACGCCUUUCUCGAGCGAGACCCCGCAAACUACCGCCCGCGCAUCAACAAGCGCGGCUCGGCCAAGGACCGCGAGCAAAAGGCGGCGGGCGCGUAUUUCAUUUUUGACGCGGACGAGGACCCGGCCGAGGCGGCGGAGCGCAAGGCCGCCGAGAAGGAGGGAGGGGGCGGGAAGAAGAAGAAGUAG